Lactuca sativa (garden lettuce) is the source of this 1449-nucleotide messenger RNA. RefSeq names its product anthranilate synthase beta subunit 2, chloroplastic. The record is from RefSeq and is a predicted model, not a curated record. Gene Ontology annotation, cellular component: cytosol. Gene Ontology annotation, molecular function: anthranilate synthase activity. Gene Ontology annotation, biological process: L-tryptophan biosynthetic process. NCBI's taxonomy places the organism in Eukaryota, Viridiplantae, Streptophyta, Magnoliopsida, Asterales, Asteraceae.
GGGCAUUAUGUAAAACUUUCCUAAUUUUGGGUCACUUUCGGUUAUUAGAUAUAUAAACCUCCACAAUAACCUUCCCGACAAAAUCACUACCAUUUCGAUUCGAGCAAGCAGCUUGGACUUUGGAGGCAGCGGCCAUUGCAACACGAGCCCGACCCAAUACACCCUGGGCAGCAAAAUAACCAACCGACUUCUAGAAAAUCACAUUGUCAAGAUCGAGAAGCAGAGCCUUUAAUCGACUGAUGAUGAUGAUUAAGUUUUCAUCAUUCUCAUUAUAAUUUAUAUACUUCCCUCUUAAACCUAGUUGCUAAUGCACCAGUCACCGAAGAAUUUUGUUGUUGUCGAUUUUUAAAUUGGUUUAGGGAUUGUUAGAAGAUAAGAAGAAUGGUGGCUUUUACAUUGCCUCAAAACUCUUCCAUUCAAUGUCUAAGAUCUUCAUUGCUCCCUCAUAAACCUCAAUAUCUCAACAAGCCUUCACAGAAGUUACUACUUCCUGUAAAUCUAAGUGAUGUUAAAUUACAUGGAAUUGGAAUCCGAUCAAAAGGAGCUAGAAUUGUACCAAAAAUAUGUCAUGCCAUUUCUGAGAAAGCAUCAUUAGGAGGUGUCUUGCCCAAAAAUAACAAACCUGUAAUUGUGAUUGACAAUUAUGACAGCUUCACUUACAAUCUUUGUCAGUAUAUUGGAGAACUUGGAUGCAACUUUGAAGUUUACAGAAAUGAUGAACUUACUGUUGAUGAACUCAAAAAGAAAAAUCCUAGAGGAAUCCUCAUAUCUCCUGGACCAGGUGCUCCACAAGAUUCAGGAAUUUCAUUACAAACAGUUCUGGAACUUGGACCUGAUAUACCUUUGUUUGGUGUAUGCAUGGGAUUACAAUGCAUUGGUGAAGCUUUUGGAGGGAAAAUCGUGCGAUCUCCAUACGGUGUAAUGCAUGGAAAAAGCUCACUUGUUUAUCAUAACGAAGGCGGGGAAGAUAGUUUAUUUUCAGGCAUAUCAAACCCAUUUAUUGUUGGGAGAUAUCAUAGCCUUGUAAUUGAGAAAGAGAGCUUUCCUAGUGAUGCACUUGAAAUCACUGCAUGGACAGAGGAUGGAUUAGUUAUGGCUGCACGUCACAAAAUAUAUCGCCAUUUACAGGGGGUACAAUUUCAUCCAGAGAGCAUUAUUACAACCGAAGGCAAGACAAUUGUUGGUAACUUUAUUAAACUCAUAGAGACCAAGGAAGAAGAAGCUCAAGCUAUUUCUAGAAAUUAAAUUUGGGAAAAUUUAAUAACUUUAAGACUUCAGAGCCUUUUUUUUUUUUUUUCAAAGUACAUGAUUUUGACAUUUUGGUAUUCAAACUAGGAAGAUUAAGUUUAAGGGAGUUUUUUUAUACAUUAUUUUGCUUAUGUUAUAGAUUUUAUAACUUGUUGGGAAAACAUAUGUGAAGAGGUGACAUUUGAAAUUGGGAUUUUGGUA